Molecule: messenger RNA, 354 nt
Organism: Adineta steineri
Lineage: Eukaryota; Metazoa; Rotifera; Eurotatoria; Adinetida; Adinetidae
Source: the annotation of a GenBank genome assembly
AUGGAUUGGUUUACUGAUAUCAAUACAAUAAGCAAAAUUGGACAACGUAUAACAACAUUUUUUACAUAUCUUCAAUCAAAUUGCUCUCAAGCUGCAACAGAAUUUCCUUAUAUUCAAUUCAAUGAAGCUCUUCAUCAACGCUUCUGUGAUAUUUUAAUAUGUGAUAAAAAUUCUUCUGAGCAUGGUAUUAGAUUUCGUCCAUUAGCUGGUAACAGUAUCUUUUGGUUUAAUGUUAAUGAACUAGGACUAGGUGAUCAGUUAACAUAUCAUGCAGGUCGUCCACCCAUCAUUGAAAAUGGUUACAAAAUUGGAUUGAAUACUUGGACACAUAAUAAAAAAUUUCAUGUGAAUUGA